Messenger RNA from Marasmius oreades (fairy-ring Marasmius), 1477 nucleotides. RefSeq lists its product as uncharacterized. Lineage: Eukaryota; Fungi; Basidiomycota; Agaricomycetes; Agaricales; Marasmiaceae. The coding region runs from base 38 to 1402 and encodes 454 amino acids. The record is from RefSeq and is a predicted model, not a curated record. The transcript is spliced from 5 exons.
CUCGCAUGGUCGUGACACCUUUUCCCUUUUUGCCACCAUGAACAAGAACGAGAUCCCCUCAACGCUAGAGCCUGAAAUGGAUAAUUAUCAGAAACAACUGGUGGAUUCUUGCUUUGAGGAAGGACAAUAUAUCGCCGGUAUAAAAGCCCUUGAACAACUCCGGUCUCCCAAUCACAGGCCAGCUGGAUAUCACAUUCGCCAAUUACUUUACAUUGCACUACAUCCAGCCAAAAAAUCACCCGCUAUACAAGUCCCAGGCUCGCCCAGCAAAUUAGAAAAACGGCGACUACGGACGUUGAUGUCAAUUUCCCUCGAAGCCUCGUUAGCUGCACAAAGAACCCUUUUUGCGUUCGCUCAAACGAACAGCCUUGAGGCCAUAUUCAAUGCACUUCCUUCACUCUCCAGGACAGAGGACGCAACUGGGUCGAUCGAAGACUCACCUUUAGCCAUCGAGGCGCUUUGCAUCUCCCGAUGCAAAUCCUGUUGGAAUUUGCUCUCUCCUGGUCUUAUUCAGCCUACUGCUGAACAGUUUCAUGUCAAAAGAUAUCCAAGCAGUGACUCCGAGGAGGAUGACCUAGAACCGGUCGUUGCUGACCAUGCCUGGCCAGUUCUCAAGUGGCUAAUAUUUCUUUUUGAACACGACGAGGCUCGUAUGGAAAGAAAAGGACUGCCGCGCCAUUCUCCGUGUUUGUUGGAACAAAUACCUGCUCCAAAGGGUGAACGAAAUUUGCGAUGGGAGGUCGAAGCACCUUUAGAUAUCGUAUUUUCAUGCUUGAAAGCACCAGAGAGUCACCAAUUGCUGGGAGCGAGGCUAUUCAUGUUGAUCAUCAAUCUUUCUAGCACGACAUUCUUCGACUUUCAUGCCUUCGUCAUUGGCGUGUACAAACGAGUGACUGCCCAAUCCGAUAUCCUGGAUGACUUUUUGACACUUUUGUCUCGCCUUUCUUGCACUUUGGCCGUGUUGAGGUUCAAGGUCACAUUCUUGCAGAAGUGUCUUGCGCCGACUGCUAUUUCCUCCCGAACCUCCCGUCCAAAACCUCAAGCCCGUGCUCCUGCCAAGCAAAAGCGUUACGAGGAGCCUCCUUCUACUAACCGCGGCGCAUCCGUUCCAUCACAGCGGAUUACAAGCAAACCUGUGCUUCCGUCGUUUGCCGACAUAUCAAAGGCCUUGGGAAACCCCCCACCAAAAACAGUUCGCUCAAUGAAUAACACAGUCUCUUUCGAGCUCCUGGCUUCCUACGGGACUCUGCAAUCGCAGAUAGCAGUACCGGAGAGAGACUCGGAGUGGAUGGAGCUUGAGAGCGACGACCGUUGGGAAGCUUUGCUAGAUACGGUAUUCAAAGACCGGGACAAUGCAGAUAGUUAUCGGUCAAUCUUGACAACGUUGAGGACGACAUGGUAGACAACUCUGACGAGUUCAUUAGUUAUGUCCUACAAUGCGCAAAGCUCGAUGCCGAGAUUCGUUUCGGUUAGCACC